Messenger RNA from Lethenteron reissneri (Far Eastern brook lamprey), 2030 nucleotides. Its product is annotated as actin-binding protein WASF3-like. NCBI's taxonomy places the organism in Eukaryota, Metazoa, Chordata, Hyperoartia, Petromyzontiformes, Petromyzontidae. The record is from RefSeq and is a predicted model, not a curated record.
GAGCGGCAGUGACGUGAUGAGCGCUGCGCUCCGAACCGACCAGCCGAGUUCCAUUCCCGCUCGUGGCCAACACUGCCAGUGACGACUUUCUGAACCGGUCCUGAGCCUCCCCUACGUCGACUCAGCCUCAAAAGAGUGUCAAGAUCGCUACUGGGGAGACAAAGGCGGCCGGGCGUGGUGCUGGCCACCCACCCCCUCGUGUGCCGUCCCACCCUUAAUAGGUGCUCGCUAACAGCACUUGCCCCUACAGUCUGUUGCCUCCCUAUCGCCGGAACCACUCCAGUGGGGAUCUGUCUGCAGAUGUGGCUCAUGUCAGGCAGAGAUUGCAACCAGGUGGUCCGUUGUCAACAGGUGCAAUCACAAGAGCGGCGUCGGCCCAGCUGCAGACUCACGACUUGAUGGAUCUUGGGAGGGAAGAUGAGCUGCUGGACUUUGGUGGCAGCAAUGGAAGCCAGGACAGCAACCUUGACAUUGCCGCAGGUGCUCGGAGAAACAGCGGUGGCGGCGAGCGAGGAGGGCAGCGCCCGCAGUGACCUGGACGCCAUCAGACGCGGCAUCCAGCUGAAGAAGGGUCAGGACAAGGCCGACCAGGACGCCAAGCGGCAGGCCGCAGGGAAUGACGUCGCCGCCAUCCUGUCGCGCCGCGUCGCCGUCGAGUACAGAGACUCGGACUCGGACACGUCCAAGUUCGGCGACGGAGACUGGUCCUACUGAGGCGCGCGGCACACACACGCGGGGGGGGGGGGCACGCGUGGGGCAGUCGUCGAGGGUGGUCGAGAUUGAACCCACGACCUCCUGUACACCAGGCGAGGCAGUUGAAAUUUCCCCAGCCUCCGUGGCUCCCUGAGUCAGGAGUCAAACCCAGGCCCCCUUGUUGCCGUGGAGGUGCGAGCAUGCUCAUUGCGCUCGUAUCGUGUUGUACGUGUGUGUGUGUGUCUGGAUGUUGAAAUUGUUUCGCACGAUACAUCGCCAGCCGUGUCUAAUCGGAGGUAUGGUGGGGACGGAAAACAAACUAUACACAACUACACUAAACUAUAUACACUACACUACACUAUAUACACUGUACGCUACACUCUACACUAUACUAUAUACACUAUACACAACACUAUACAUUACACUAUACACUACACUAUAUACACUAUACGUUACACUAUACACAGCACUAUGUAAAGUCACGUAGAUAGGUUCAAAGAAAGUAACAAAAGACUACGACGUUUCGAUCACAACACAAGCGAUCGUCUUUUUUCAACAGUUUUAAUUAACUUGACUCCUGUGUCGUGGUCAAAUCUUGUAAUCAAAAUUGAGUCUACUUCCUGUUGUCCAAUCAACCUCGCGUGGAAGCUACCCAACCUUUAUUGAGCACAUCAAAUUUCAAUCAUUCUGGGAGUUUCAAUUAAUACAUGUUCUCCUUUUUGAGUGCAAAUAAAAGUGUGAGCAUUGAAAAACUCAUUGAAAUUCUUAACUGUUUGCCAGUGUUACGAUUUGUUGCCCUUACGCUAAGGGAGAAAAGGGCAGCACAGCGGCCGCUCCGGCGCCAUGAUGCGCGGCAAUUGAAGCGCACCUCUGGGACGUCGUCUCUUCUGGCGACGUGAUUCUACCCAUACCCCGCAUACCUUUCUUAACGGUAUAUAUAUAUACAGGGACUCAUCUACUUACGAAGCUUCUAUUUACGAACUUUCAGAGAUACGAACAAACCUGUCCGCACGUCAUGUAGACCGUUAUGGCGUGGAGGAGGCCGUGAUGGCAUGGAGGAGGCCCGUGAUGGCGUGGAGGAAGCCGUGAUGGUGUGGAGGAGGCCGUGAUGGCGUGGAGGAGGCCGUGAUGGUGGGGAGGAGGCCCGUGAUGGCGUGGAGGAGGCCGUGAUGGUGUGGAGGAAGCCGUGAUGGUGUGGAGGAGGCCGUGAUGGCGUGGAGGAGGCCGUGAUGGUGGGGAGGAGGCUGUGAUGGCGUGGAGGAGGCCGUGAUGGCGUGGAGGAGGCCGUGAUGGCGUGGAGGAGGCCGUGAUGGCGUGGAGGAGGCCGUGAUGGCGUG